AUGAAAGAUAUAAAUAUAGAAAAGAUUUUAGAUAAUAUUAUAAAUAGUAUUUAUUUUAUUGUAUUAAAAUCAGAUGAUAACAACAGUAUUAAUAAUAUUAAUAAUAGUAGUAGUAGUGUAACAAGUACUGCAAAUGUAAAAAAAGAAGAGAUAUUACAGUUAUAUAAAAGUAGUUUAAGUAACUUUUUAGAUAAAUAUGGUUAUCAUUUAAAUAAGUUACAAUUAUCACAAUUAAAGGAAAUUGAGAUAUUAGGAGAGAAUCAUAAUAGUAGUACUAGUAGGAAUAGUAAUAAAAAUAGUAGAGUAAAUGAUUUGUUGGAAUAUAUGAAUCAAUAUGAAAAGAAAGAGAAAUUGAAAGAGGUUACAUUGAUAAAUGGUCGUUAUCUUCAUAUGAAACAACAUCUUUUGGAAAAGACAGAUUAUUUCUCGAUUGAGAAAUGUAGGAAGAGACACCCCUAUUUAUACUAUUGCUAUGUCGGCAGAUACCAGACGUCAGUAGAUCAACCGAUGCUCUAUCACGAUCAACCCUAUGAUAAAUCAGCGAAAAUCAGUGAGAGACUCAUGAUAAAUGCACAGGUAGAGCAUGAUCAAUUUCAGAGUAUUGACAAUGAAAUAGAGGAAAUAGAUUAUUUAACAUCAAAGAUAAAUCAAUCAUUAAAAUUACAACAAGAGCAACAACAACAACAACAACGACAACGACAACAAGAACAACAGAGUAUUUCAUCACCAGAGUCAUUGUGGUUCAAACAUGAUAACAAAUCAACUUUGGAGCAUCUUAAGGAUAUGCUGACGAGGAAGAAUGAACUUAUGAAACAAAAGAAUAUGAUAAAUACAUUACUACACAAGAAAAAGAGAGAAAGAGAAAGAGAUAUGGAAGAGGAAGAAGAAGAAGAAGAGGAAGAAGUUGAUGUAAAGAUGGAAGUAGAAGAAGUGGAAGAAGAAGAGGAGGAAGAUAUGAAUGAUGAAGAGAUACAAGAGAUAUUUGAUAGUUUUAUAGAUAAGGUUAAAGAUAUGUUCAUACAUGGUCAUGAUCAAAAGUUUGAUUACCAUAAAAUAGAUAGUAGCAUAAUAGAUGAUAUAGAUAGUGAUAAUGAAGAUUAUUUCAAUGAUAUUGACAGCAACAAACAAUCAAUAACUAGUAAUAAUAAUAAUAAUAUUAGUAAUAUUAAUUCAAAAGUAUAUAAUCUUGGUGAAGAAGAUGAUUAUGAUUAUGAAGAGGAAUAUAGACAAUCAUUAUUAUUGGAGAAAUAA
Messenger RNA from Heterostelium album PN500, 1251 nucleotides. RefSeq lists its product as uncharacterized. The coding region runs from base 1 to 1251 and encodes 416 amino acids. The transcript has a single exon. Lineage: Eukaryota; Evosea; Eumycetozoa; Acytosteliales; Acytosteliaceae. The record is from RefSeq and is a predicted model, not a curated record.